AUGGAGCAUCUUCGGGUUCCGUCGCCGCCAUGCUACUCCCAGCGGAAAUACCCUCAACAUUGUGAUCAAAACACGCUCUCUGCCCCCCCCUCAAUUCCCAGUGAAGAGCAAGCAAGAUUGAACGACCAAAAGGAGAAAAGUAGCACUGGGUCGUCAACACCACCCCUCCCUUCUGUCCCAGUCCAAUUUGCCCACGAAACUCCGAAGAAAGACAAUAUUUCCUGGAAACCUCUCCAUCCAGCCUUGCGAUCCGCUGAGCCUAGAAGAUCAAGUUCACUCAAGAGGCCCAAAGCUGCACGACCACGACCACCGCCCGUCGAUCUUUCAUCACCUCUCCAUCGUGGGCGAGGCCUACCGACUUCGUCUCCUCCAGCUAAACUGUACCCGACGGCCUCUUCUUCAGCUGGCGUCAGUACUCUUUCAACUACACACCAUCAAUCGCCGGAAUAUCCCUACUCUACUUUCAAUGGUGGGCAAAGCUCAUCAAGCUUGCCUCCCUUGGCUCAAGUGUGCCCACUCACGCCUACCACCUCUUCAUCCGCGGACGGUGACCCUCUUCCAAGCUCGGACGCGGAACCAGCUUUGGUUUCUGUGUCUCAGACGGAGACUAAGACGAGAGAGAGCGAUGAUGAUGUAGAGGAGCAGCCAUUGCUUGCUGGUGAUGACACUGGGACUGAAUGGAGCUAUGUUUCUAAGACGGAGACUCGAGGUCAUGAAACGAUGAUUUGA
This is a messenger RNA of Penicillium manginii, 729 nucleotides long. RefSeq lists its product as uncharacterized. NCBI's taxonomy places the organism in Eukaryota, Fungi, Ascomycota, Eurotiomycetes, Eurotiales, Aspergillaceae. The transcript has a single exon. The coding region runs from base 1 to 729 and encodes 242 amino acids. The record is from RefSeq and is a predicted model, not a curated record.